UUGAAUUCAUCCACUUUCCCUUUUCCACAUUUGUUGUCUUUAUAAACAAGACAAACCCCUCAUCAUCACUUCAUUCUCCAUAGUUAGAAUCAUAACAAUCUCACAAACCCAACCACAAUGUCUUCCCAACAUUUCCUCACUUUGUUCUUCUUCCUUCUCCUCUCUUGCACCACCCUCACUUCUUCAACAUCAUCACCAUCUCAAAACAAAGACACUUUUGAUUUUGCUCGUCCAAUAGAUCGCAAGUUGUUAGGCCUAAACAAGAAAGAAAAACUAAGCCAUUUCAAAUUCUAUUGGCAUGACAUAUUGAAUGGAAAAAACCCAUCUUCAGUUCAAAUUCUUUCACCAUCUAAUAACUCAUCCACUUAUUUCGGUUCAAUCAACAUGAUUGACAACCCCUUGACUUUAAGACCAGAACUGAGUUCUAAGCUUGUUGGAAAAGCUCAAGGCUUCUAUGCAUCUGCUUCACAGGCUGAGUUUGGUUUACUCAUGGCUAUGAACUUUGCUUUUGUUGAAGGAAAGUAUAAUGGAAGUACUAUUACUAUCUUGGGGAGGAAUCCUGCUAUGCAUAAGGUUAGAGAGAUGCCUGUUGUUGGUGGAAGUGGACUCUUCAGAUUUGCUAGAGGAUAUGCUCAAGCUAGUACUUACUCGUUUGAUAUGAAAUCUGGGAAUGCUUGUGUUGAGUACAAUGUUUAUGUUUUUCACUAUUGAUGUGUUAAUUAUUGUUGUUAUUGUUUAUGUUAUGUUUAUUUUAGGAUUGUUAGUUUAUCCAAAAGUAUUUUCAUUGUUUCCAAAUGAGAGAGAUGUGUUGCUAUGCUAAUAAAAAUUUAAUAAAGUUUUGCAAUCGACAUUCAAUAAUAUU
Vicia villosa (hairy vetch) is the source of this 862-nucleotide messenger RNA. RefSeq names its product dirigent protein 22-like. The transcript has a single exon. The coding region runs from base 118 to 711 and encodes 197 amino acids. The record is from RefSeq and is a predicted model, not a curated record. NCBI's taxonomy places the organism in Eukaryota, Viridiplantae, Streptophyta, Magnoliopsida, Fabales, Fabaceae.